Colletotrichum abscissum is the source of this 750-nucleotide messenger RNA. RefSeq lists its product as uncharacterized. Gene Ontology annotation, molecular function: fatty acid synthase activity. Gene Ontology annotation, biological process: fatty acid biosynthetic process; secondary metabolite biosynthetic process. Bases 1 to 750 code for a protein of 249 amino acids. The record is from RefSeq and is a predicted model, not a curated record. The transcript has a single exon. Lineage: Eukaryota; Fungi; Ascomycota; Sordariomycetes; Glomerellales; Glomerellaceae.
AUGGCUGCAUGUGCCGAUGCCUAUCUGCAGGCCCUCCUGGCUUGCGACAUUUCCGUCAAGCCAGGGAAAGGAAGAGGGCGAGGGGCGUGCGUGUGGAGUUCCAGCGUCCGAGGCGACGCUCGCCUUGUUCGACGGGGCGGCGAGGCAGAGCUUCUUGCUGCGCUCAAGGGUCCAUAUUGGGUUGCCAACAUGGUACAGAUGGUCAAGUUCUCACAGGCGCUCGAGUCGGCCGUAUGGCACGGCGGACCAUUUGACCUGGCCAUCGAACUGGGGCCACAUCCGGCUCUCAAGGGCCCCGUCGAGCAGACGCUCAAGGCGGCUUAUGGUGCCGCGCCGCCGUAUGCUAGUCUCCUCAAGCGCAAAGCAAGCGAUGUAGCUGUCGUGCAAGAGGCCAUCGGGUCCGUCUGGUCCCAGCUUGGACCGGCGCAUGUCGAUUUUGAUGGUUUCCGCGGCAUAUGGAGUGAGAGCAAUACGUCUAUCAUGACACCCAAGUCAUUACUCGCGGAUCUGCCCGGCUACGCGUGGGAUCACGACCGGGUAUACUGGCGUGAGUCGCGCAUCUCGGCGCGGUACCGUACCCUCGCUGACACGGCACACGAGCUCUUGGGCCGACGGAUGCCCGAUGACAACGAUCACGAGCUGCGGUGGCGCAACGUCCUGCGUCUGCGUGAAAUCCCUUGGGUGAAGGGGCACGAGGUGCUUCGCGAGGUUCUGUUGCCCGGCGCCGCGUACGUCUCCAUCGUAGCCUAG